Molecule: messenger RNA, 4854 nt
Organism: Arvicanthis niloticus (Nile rat)
Lineage: Eukaryota; Metazoa; Chordata; Mammalia; Rodentia; Muridae
Gene: Mavs
Product: mitochondrial antiviral signaling protein
Source: RefSeq, a predicted model, not a curated record
AGUCUGGGCGUGGGUCCUCAGGGCCACUGAGGCCUUUCAGGGAGGGGACCUUGGUCAGAGCCGAGUGCGCUUGGGAGUCCACAGGAGCGCCGCGGGCCUGGGCGCGCGGAUCGGAGAGGCUCCUGAACGGGGUUAGGGGAGAAUGUUGUCUGCCCUGCACGGAUUCGCGACCCCGGCAGUUCCUGGAGCCUCAUCCAGCACGCUUAGCAAGCAGUCCAUCUCUCAGUCCAACCCACCCUUCCAGGGUCGGAGUCACUCCAGAAGCUGAGCAGCCAUGACAUUUGCUGAGGAAAAGACCUAUAGGUAUAUCCGAGACAACCACAGCAAGUUUUGCUGUGUUGAUGUUCUGGAGAUCCUGCCUUACCUGUCCUGCCUCACACCCAGUGACCAGGAUCGACUACGGGCUUCCUACCAGCAACUAGGGAACCGGGACACACUCUGGGAACUCUUCAAUAAGCUCCAGCGUCGGCUUGGCUGGGUGGAGGUCUUCAUCCGGGCACUGAGGAUCUGUGAGCUCCCUGGACUGGCUGAGCAAGUGACUCGAGUUUAUCAGAGCUACCUGCCUCCUGGGACCUCACUCCGCUUUCUAGACCCACUGCAGUCACCAGCCAUUCCUGCCACGGUUUCUGGACCUUCUGCCUUAGCACCAGGCCAUAACAUCCCUGACAGUGGCUUCCAAGAGAAACCAAGUUACCCCAAGCCUGUCCAGGACACCCAGCCACCAGAGUCCCCAGUAGAGAAUUCAGAGCAACUCCCACAGGCCAACUUUGGGGCUGUUCCAAGGAUGUCUGGUGACUCUUUGAUACCUUCACCUCACCGGCAAGCUCUCAGCCCUCAGCCCUCCACAGGGCGUCGUGAGCAAGAACCAGAACUGGGUGGCACCAACACAGCAAAUGUUGACUCCGUUCCCAUAGCAACCUAUGGACCUGUGUCUCCAACUGUUUCCUUCCAGCCCCUUCCACGCAUUGCCCCGAGGACAAACCUCUUGCCUGGGGUCACAGUAUCAGCCCUAUCUGCUGAUACCUCCUUGUCCUCCUCUUCCACUGGAUCAGCUCAGGAAAAGGGGGCUGGUGACCAGGCCAAGGCUGCCACCUGUGUCAGCACUACGCCCACCGAUUCUUUCAGCUCAGUGUCUUCUAGCAGGCUGGAACCAGUAAAUACCAUGUCUUCCAAGUUGCCCAUCAGUUCAAAGUCCACUGCUACAAUGCCCUCUACUGUGCUCACUGAUAGAGCACCAUCAAAAUUACCCAUCAACUCAGUGUAUACUGGCACAGUGCCAUCCAAAGUGCCUGCUAGUGUGGCCAAAGCACCUGCCAACACAAUACCACCUGAGAGGAACAGCAAGCAAGCCAAGGAGACUCUGAAGGCUCCAGCAACCGUGGUCACCACUGGAAGCAACCUGACCAGACCAGAUGGCAGUUCCAGGAGCUUGUACUCUGGGCCAGAGAUGAGCAAGCCAGGUGUGCUGGUGUCCCAGGGCGAGCCAUUCUCAGCUUGCUCUAGCAUGGACCUUGCAAUCAGCUCUAGCAGCUCCUGGGGCUCAGACCCCAACCAUGGUCCAGAGGAGAAUGAGUAUUCAUCCUUUAGAAUCCAGGUGGAUGAAGGCCCCAGUGCUGAUCUAUUAGGAAGCCCUGGGCCACUAGACACCCAGCAGCCCGAAGAAGAGGAAGAGUGUUAUGUCAGUUCAGUGCCCUGGGCUAAGUGGCUUGGGGUGACCAGUGCACUCUUGGCUGCAUUCCUGGCAGUGAUGCUAUACCGUAGGCGCCUGGCCCAAUGAAGCCUCAGCUGUAUGCUGCUCACUUGUUCAGUUCUGCCAAGCAUGUGCUCUAGGCUUGGGCUAGUAGAGGCUGAGUCAGGGAACUUAGAUAUGUCAAGGUCCACUGAACUAUCCAGGUGGAUAGCUGCAGCAAGACGCCAUCACUGUGGGGUGGGGGAGAGACAUUGUUUCUAUCCUGGCUCAUGUCGUCUUCUGGUCCUCAGCUUUUGGGGGCACUGUAUUACCUCCAUUGUUUCUGACCUGCCCACAUGGCAGUGUAAGAUUUCAUGCUGUGUGUUCCUAAGGAGGUAUCCCCACCAGCCUCAUCCCUGUUGGCCCAAGCCUGAAGAUGAGGCAGUAUCACACUGUUGACAUUGUCCCUCAUCUGGCCCAGCUCUCCUGAAACACAAGCAUAGGUAACGUUGAGUGCUCAUAGCAUCUUAUGCCUUCCACCAGCAUCCUGGCCUAAGGCCUUGGCAGUAGAACCUGGGAGCAGCAGAGUGGCUGGUCUCUAGGGAGCUUUGAGUGCUUUGCCCCUUUGGUUCCUCUCCACAGCCACAUAACCCUAAGGGUGGGUCUGGGAGUCUCUGUGGACUCCAAGAAAGCCAGAAGCAGCUUUCAGGCCUAAGGAGGCCACUGGGAGCCUUGCUCCAGCCUCCUUAUCUCCCUUUUCACGUCUCUUCUCCUAGUCCACAUUCUCUUUGGCUUCCUACACUAGAGGAUGAGAGCCCUAGUGGGCAGAGCUCAGGCUGGGCUUGGAUCAGUUCCACCCUUUCUCUGGCCUUUAGCAGAUGCUGAGCUUCUCUAGUCUUGUUCCAAUAUGGACAGUAGGUAACUCUUCCUUUUACUUGGCUCCUCUGAGAUUGAAGGAUAUAGAUAUUUGCCUAGUGCCUAUCCCAGAGUGUGUAAGUACAAGUUUUUGCCCUCCUGCCCAGGCUGGUUGAGCUAAGGUAAGAGCGUGAGGGGCAGCAUGAAUAGUGGUAAUGGCACAGUAGCAGCCUUUGCCCCCAUCAUGCUUCUCCUCCCUGGUCAGGUGUAGACCUCACCUCUGUGCCUCACUUUUCUUACCUGUGAGAUGGGUUGAAUAUGCAUACAUUUAUGCUAAUAUAUUCUGGUUUUAUCAGGAUAAUUAAAGGAGUUUAUCUGUGCAAAUCUUGAGAGUUCCAAAUUUCUUAAAGGAUGGAUACAUGUUAUCACAUCAUCCUAGACUAUAUCUCUGUGUAGCCCUGACUGUCCUAGAAUUCACUCUGUAGACCAGGCUGGCCACAAACUCAGAUCCACCUGUCUCUUUCAAGUGCUAGGAUUAAAGGCAUCUGACACAUUAUCACUUUUAAAUGGAAAUGUGCUGGGGCUUUUGGAUGUAUAAACCUCAGUGAGAGAUAGGUGCUAGCACAUUCUUCCCUCCUCCAUAGGCAGAAACGAGUUACUCCUAUAGCAGAAAUACAGUUAGGUUUAAGCUGGGUGUGAUAGCUCAGCCCUUUAAUCCCAGUACUCAGGAGGCAGAGGCAGGCAGAUCUCUGAGUGAGUUCAAGACCAGCUUGGUCUAUACAGCAAGUUCCAGGCCAACCAGUCUCCAGAAAAUGAAAUACAAUGAUAUAUAUUCAGACUAUUGUCCUGGGUUCUCUUAAGGUGCCCUUUGCUGGACAAGGGAUAAUUAUGGAGCCAUUUCCAUCUCUGGGCUCUAUAGUGAACACAAACUUUGGAGAAAUCGGGGAUGAGGGUUGCUAUUACAAUCUUCCCUACAUACCCUAAAUACCCAUACUUUCUGAACUUCAAGGCAUACUUCAACUUGUGCCAAGAAUCUAGGUGUAACCUGUUCCCAAGUUGUCUCCACACCUUUUAUGACCUUUGUGUCUAACGAACCCAUGCUGGGCCAUGUUAGUCAACAGUUGUGUGUGGGUACUAGUUUUAGUGUGGUACCAUUCUAGUGUAGCUUUUAAAGACUAAUCUCAAUAAUACAAUAUGUAGCCCUACAGAGGUCACCCAGAUGGUGAGAUUUCAAGCACUGGUCCCUAGGCAUCUCUUAGGUAGGAAGUAUCAAAGGCCUUCCCUGUACUUGGCAAAUUUUGAUGACCAGGCCAGCAUUCAAUGACACCUAUAUAUCAGCUGGCCUUUUAGAUGCCACCUUCAGGAAGAGGAAGUCUUUGGCAGUGUCAGGUCCCAAGAGUCCAAUGUUUGUGUGUUGCUUUCAGCUGCAGUAGGAAUCAUAGCUGUGUAGAAGGGAGAGUUGGAGCAGGUCUGGACAAGGUGAACCAGAACCCAGAGAACAGAAGGAGUAUCUGUACCCACAGAAGGAAUCUGGGUACAUACCUACGGACUUGAGGAAACAGCGUUUCCUUUUUAAUGAUCACUGUUGGCUGGAGGGAACUAGUGACUCCUAAGCAUCCAUACACAGACCCACAGGCAAAAGAGCCUACCCCCCUUUUUUCUCUGGUGAAGAAUUCCCAGAAGCCUAAGGACUCUGACUGCUCUACCCCUGCCAAGUCCCAAUGGGCCUGCUGUGACUGAAUUUGGUGCAGUGCCAUUCCUUCACUUCCUUUCCCUUGCUAGAUGCCUUCAUUUAUGGGACUCUGUCAGAGAUGAGAGACACCCAUCAUGGGUAUAUUUCAUUACAUCAGGGACCUGUGUCUUAUCAUGCCACCUUAGGCCUGGCAACCUUUUCUAGCAGGCAGAAAUUCCCAUGCAGGCAAGAUUCAAAUAACAUGACUCAUUAUAUCUCCUAGGAGUAGAAUCACUCAGAUCCUAUGGUCCAUAUUGUCCAUAGAUGCACUAUUAUAGAGGUGAAUGCUGACACUCCCCCUACCCCUACAAAAGGAAAGUCUCUUGGCCAGGACAACAUGUAAAGUGAAAAUUUUUACAUCAAAACAUUCCUGCCCAAUAUAUCAAGAUCUCUCAUCUACUCUAAUAGUAAAGUAACACUGUAAUUAGUACAGUCUCAGGGAUGACAUAACCAUGUGAUUAUAACCAUGGAUGUGCCCAAAGUCAGAACCCUCAGGCUGGGUGUGAUGGGGUAGGGGAUAUGAACCUUUAAUUCCACUCCUUAAGAACUCCAUUGAUUGCUGGGCAGUGGUGGCGCACACCUUUAAUCCCAGCACUUA